GCAGUAUGGAUCAGGCCAAUGGGGUUUCUGGGACACCAGGAGAUUGUGGUGAAAACAACCUUGUACAGUGCCCGGUGUGUAGUCUUGAGAUGCCGGCUGCAACCAUCAAUUCUCACCUUGAUACCUGCCUACACCUGAGGCCUACUGGGGCUCCUGGCAAGAAGAGGCGCCUCUCCUCGCAUGAGAAUUCGGGAGCUCCAGAGAAUGUUCAGGUUCCUGGGAGAUUGCAGGGAUUAGCAGCACCCAGCUUUCCUUUGUUUCACAAGCAUAGAUCUUCUGAUGGCCCAUCUGAAUUGUCCUCUGUUAGUUCCCAAUUCUUUGGCCUUCAGUCCCCCAAAAGGGUAGAGGCGAAUGCUAAGAUUGCACCCUCUAGUUCUGAAUGCCCACAGAAGCAAGAGGAGCCACAGCAUUCUCAAAGCGGGACCCUUCAUUCCGUACAGAAACAGAAGAAUCUGUCUGAGAAGCUGGAUGGCAAACCACUGGCGGACAAAAUGAGACCCAGCUCUUUGCAAGACUACAUGGGGCAAAACAAGGUUUUAGGAGAAAACACCAUGCUCAGGACCCUGCUACAGUCCAACGACAUUCCCUCUAUCAUACUCUGGGGGCCUCCAGGUUGCGGCAAGACCACGCUUGCCCAGAUUAUUGCGAAGAAUACCAACAAAAACAACACAAGGUUUGUAACACUGUCUGCGACAAGUGCUUCCACCAGCGAUGUGAGAGAGGUCAUCAAACAAGCACAAAAUGAAGCAAAGCUUUUCAAGAGGAAAACUAUCCUGUUUGUUGAUGAGAUUCAUCGCUUUAAUAAGACACAACAGGACACGUUCCUGCCCCACGUGGAGUGUGGAACAAUAACUCUUAUCGGGGCCACCACAGAAAACCCGUCUUUCCAAGUGAAUACUGCUCUGUUGAGCCGUUGCAGGGUUAUUGUCCUGGAGAAGCUGUCUGUGGAAGCGAUGGAGGCUAUCUUGAUGCGAGCCGUAGACUCCUUGGGGAUGAAAGUCCUGAAUGAGGAUGGGCAGCCUGACUGCAGUAGCAGCGAUGUCUCCGAGUUCCCAGUGUAUAUUGAACAAAAAGCUUUAACAACUCUAGCCCACCUCUGUGAUGGAGACGCCAGGACAGGACUGAAUGGUCUGCAGUUGUCUGUUCAAGCCAGACUAGCCGCAGGGAAAGAUCCGUUAAACGGUGGCAUGGUUAUAAAGGAAGAGCAUAUCAAGGAAGGGUUACAACGUUCGCAUAUCCUCUAUGACCGGGCUGGAGAAGAGCACUACAACUGUAUCUCUGCACUUCAUAAAUCCAUACGAGGGUCUGAUGAGAAUGCAUCUCUCUAUUGGCUUGGGCGAAUGCUUGAGGGUGGUGAAGAUCCUCUCUAUGUGGCUAGACGCUUAGUAAGAUUUGCCAGUGAAGAUAUAGGCUUAGCUGAUCCCCUGGCACUACCCCAAGCAGUAUCUGCUUACCAAGCCUGCCAUUUUAUUGGAAUGCCAGAAUGCGAUGUGAUUUUAGCCCAAUGUGUGAUGUAUCUGGCUCGUGCUCCAAAAUCAAUAUCAGUAUACAGUGCUUACAGGAAAGUGAAAGAUUGCUUAAAGAACCACAAGGGGCCACUUCCACCUGUUCCCCUACACCUGAGGAAUGCACCAACAAAGCUCAUGAAAAAUUUGGGUUAUGGCAAAGACUAUAAAUAUAACCCCAUGUACAGUGAACCUGUAGAGCAGGACUAUCUGCCUCCGGAAAUGAAAGGGAUUAAGUUUAUUUGAUCACAUGUGGCCAUUUUUUGUUCUGUGAACAUCCUUAUAUUUUUGUAAUUCUUUAUAAUUAUACUCAUAACUUCAACUCUUUACUGUAUCUGUUUAAUUAAAGAAACAAUGAUGUUUAAGAAAUAGACUUUCCAUAUACAUAUAGGUGUAGAUUGCGCGUGUGUGUGUGUGUGUGUGUGUGUAUAUAUAUAUAUAUAU
Spea bombifrons (plains spadefoot toad) is the source of this 1949-nucleotide messenger RNA. It is a transcript of the gene WRNIP1, whose product is annotated as WRN helicase interacting protein 1. Gene Ontology annotation, biological process: DNA-templated DNA replication; regulation of DNA repair; DNA repair. Gene Ontology annotation, molecular function: ATP hydrolysis activity; DNA binding; single-stranded DNA helicase activity. Gene Ontology annotation, cellular component: nucleus. Lineage: Eukaryota; Metazoa; Chordata; Amphibia; Anura; Pelobatidae. The transcript has 7 exons. Bases 6 to 1751 code for a protein of 581 amino acids. The record is from RefSeq and is a predicted model, not a curated record.